Messenger RNA from Capra hircus (goat), 9422 nucleotides. It is a transcript of the gene ZNF618, whose product is annotated as zinc finger protein 618. NCBI's taxonomy places the organism in Eukaryota, Metazoa, Chordata, Mammalia, Artiodactyla, Bovidae. Bases 290 to 3124 code for a protein of 944 amino acids. The record is from RefSeq and is a predicted model, not a curated record. The transcript is spliced from 15 exons.
UCCAAAGCAUUUCACGUGCUAGGGUGCUUGCCUGAGAGCAUCCGAGAGAGAGGAGAAUGACAUGUUUCUCAAACUUACUUAACUGUGGCAUGCUUUUAUUGAAGUUUAUCCCAUGGAGCUAGUGUUCCUUGUAAUGUGCUUUGGGAAACCAUGCAAGCAGAAGGGUAUGGUGCUCAGCUCUGCGUUUCAGCGAGAUCACCCUGGCCCCCAUUUGCAGGAUGGAUUGGAGAUGGCUCGAAAGGAGGAAUUGACACCAGGCUGGAGAUUAGCGUAACCCACGCAAGCCAGCAUGGCCUGGCUUCCACCCACCUCCCCGGUCUUCUCGGAGCGCUUGAAGCGCAGCCAGAAAAGCACCAAGCUGGAGGGGCCAGAGCCCGCGCCGGCUGAGGCCUCGCUCAGCGCCGAGCAGGGAACGAUGACGGAGGUGAAGGUCAAGACGGAGCUGCCGGACGACUACAUCCAGGAGGUGAUCUGGCAGGGCGAGGCCAAGGAGGAGAAGAAGGCAGUCAGCAAGGACGGGACCGCCGGCGAUGUGCCCGCCGAGAUCUGCGUGGUGAUCGGCGGCGUCCGCAACCAGCAGACCCUGGGGUCCUAUGAGUGCGGAAUCUGUGGCAAGAAGUACAAAUAUUAUAACUGUUUCCAGACCCACGUCCGGGCACACCGAGACACUGAAGCCACCUCAGGGGAGGGAGCCUCCCAAGGCAACAACUUCAGGUACACGUGUGACAUCUGCGGGAAGAAGUACAAAUACUACAGCUGCUUCCAGGAACACCGAGAUCUGCACGCGGUGGAUGUGUUUAGUGUGGAAGGGGCCCCUGAGAAUCGGGCAGACCCCUUCGACCAAGGUGUCGUGGCCACUGACGAGGUGAAGGAGGAGCCCCCGGAACCAUUCCAGAAAAUCGGGCCAAUGAACAAUAUUACAUCAGAAAUUUUUAAGAAGAAAGAAGUUAGGCAGUGCCAAAAGAGAGAAACCGGCAAUUACACCUGUGAAUUCUGCGGAAAACAGUACAAGUACUACACGCCCUACCAGGAGCACGUGGCCUUACACGCCCCCAUCAGUACCGCCCCCGGGUGGGAGCCACCGGACGAUCCAGACACAGGCUCUGAGUGUUCGCAUCCAGAGGUCUCCCCAUCUCCACGCUUCGUGGCAGCGAAGACCCAGACGAACCAGUCGGGGAAAAAGGCUCCGGCCUCCGUGGUCCGAUGCUCCACCCUCUUACACCGCACCCCUCCAGCCACCCAAACCCAGACGUUCCGCACUCCAAACUCGGGAUCUCCAGCAAGCAAGGCAACCGCAGCAGAAAGCGCUUUCAGUCGGCGGGUAGAAGGCAAAGCACAAAACCACUUUGAAGAGACGAAUAGCAGUUCCCAAAACUCCAGCGAAACUGCAAGUCCCCUGAUUUCCAACCCUUUCCCUCUCCUACAGAAGCCCUACACGUGCGGCGCCUGUGGGAUCCAGUUCCAAUUCUACAACAACCUGCUGGAGCACAUGCAGUCUCAUGCAGCGGACAAUGAAAACAACAUCGCCUCCAACCAGUCCCGAUCGCCCCCUGCUGUCGUGGAGGAGAAGUGGAAGCCCCAAGCCCAGAGGAACAGCGCCAACAACACCACGACCAGUGGUUUGACACCCAACAGCAUGAUCCCCGAGAAGGAGCGGCAGAACAUCGCAGAGCGGCUGCUGCGGGUCAUGUGUGCCGACCUGGGUGCUCUGAGCGUGGUUAGCGGAAAGGAGUUCCUGAAGCUGGCCCAGACACUGGUGGACAGCGGCGCCCGCUACGGGGCCUUCUCGGUCACCGAGAUCCUGGGCAACUUCAAUACGCUGGCACUGAAGCACCUGCCGCGCAUGUACAACCAGGUGAAGGUGAAGGUCACGUGCGCCUUGGGCAGCAACGCCUGCCUGGGCAUCGGCGUGACCUGCCACUCGCAGAGUGUCGGCCCCGACUCCUGCUACAUCCUCACGGCCUACCAGGCCGAGGGCAACCACAUCAAGAGCUACGUGCUAGGCGUGAAGGGCGCGGACAUUCGCGACAGCGGCGACCUGGUGCACCACUGGGUGCAGAACGUGCUGUCAGAGUUCGUGAUGUCGGAGAUCAGGACAGUGUACGUGACGGACUGCCGGGUGAGCACAUCUGCCUUCUCCAAGGCUGGCAUGUGCCUGCGCUGCUCAGCCUGUGCCUUGAACUCGGUGGUGCAGAGCGUGCUGAGCAAGCGGACGCUGCAGGCCCGCAGCAUGCACGAGGUCAUCGAGCUGCUCAACGUGUGCGAGGACCUGGCGGGCUCCACCGGCCUCGCCAAGGAGACCUUCGGCUCUCUGGAGGAGACCUCGCCGCCGCCCUGCUGGAACUCGGUCACAGACUCGCUGCUGCUGGUACACGAGCGUUACGAGCAAAUCUGCGAGUUCUACAGCCGGGCCAAGAAGAUGAACCUCAUCCAGAGCCUCAACAAGCACCUGCUCAGCAACCUGGCGGCCAUCCUGACGCCGGUGAAGCAGGCGGUCAUCGAGCUGAGCAACGAGAGCCAGCCCACCCUGCAGCUGGUGCUCCCCACCUACGUCAGGCUGGAGAAGCUGUUCACGGCCAAGGCCAACGACGCGGGCACCGUGAGCAAGCUGUGCCACCUCUUCCUGGAGGCGCUCAAGGAGAACUUCAAGGUGCACCCAGCGCACAAGGUGGCCAUGAUCCUAGACCCGCAGCAGAAGCUGCGGCCCGUGCCCCCCUACCAGCACGAGGAGAUCAUCGGCAAGGUGUGCGAGCUCAUCAACGAGGUCAAGGAGUCCUGGACUGAGGAGGCCGACUUCGAGCCCGCAGCCAAGAAGCCCCGCUCCGCCCCAGGAGAAAACCCUGCCACCCAGGAGGACGACCGGCUCGGGAAGAACGAAGUGUACGAUUACCUGCAGGAGCCCCUCUUCCAGGCCACCCCCGAUCUCUUCCAGUACUGGUCGUGCGUGACCCAAAAGCACACAAAACUCGCCAAGCUCGCCUUCUGGCUCCUCGCGGUGCCGGCCGUGGGGGCCAGGAGCGGGUGUGUAAAUAUGUGUGAACAAGCACUUCUCAUCAAAAGGAGGCGACUGCUCAGUCCAGAAGAUAUGAACAAACUCAUGUUUCUGAAAUCCAACAUGCUUUAAGACUUCCAGAUUGAAAAAAAAAAAAUGAAAGAGAGAAAGAAAAGAGAACGUUCAAAGAAGAAGGAAGAAAACACACACAACACUGUCGCAAACCAAGAAAAGGAAUUUAAGUUCUAAACACUGUGGACCUCAUUAUAAAUGCCCCCUGGAAACUUAAGUGCUUUUUUUCAGUGUGUGUGUGCAUGUGUGUGCACGGGCAGCUCUGUGCUCGUCUGCGUGGCUCCCGAAGUGUUGCACACACGUGCACACACACACUCCCCUGGUGCAUGCAUGCGUGCCCCCUCGUGGGCGUGUGUGCAUUAAACUGGGCGUGUCAGGAAAGCUGAGUGUUUGGGAAAGAGGGAAGACGCUUCACUUCCUUUUCUCAGUGAGGGGGCUUUAAAAGACUCCAUUUUCAGGUGUGCAGAUUGUACAAACUGAUGUUGUGAAAUGUUCAGGCAGCUGAGAUCUGAAGUGACUUGACGCUCUCUGUCCUUCACCCUGUGGUCCCCCUACUGCCCGCCACCCCCGCCCCCAGUCUUCCUGACCCUAUCACGCCCCACUCCUCCCCAGCUGCCCUGCCAUGGAUUCUCCAAACUGCAUCAGAUGGACAGCUUCUGCACUGGACUUUGUUCUCGUUCACCUUCAGGGCAUUGAGCUGCUGCCUUUACGAUACCCCUGGGUGUCAGGGGGCAGCCGCCUUAGAAACACACCUAUCUAUCUCCCCAAAUCAGGAAAGGAGACUUUUAAGAAUAUAAAGCUGACCUUUUGCUUUUUAAUAUAAGAGAGAAAAAAAAAGACAUUUUCAAAGAAGCAUAAGAUAACUGUCUCCACUCCUUAAUAAUUUUUUUCCUAACAUUUUAGCAGUUUUUGCCUUUUUUUUUCCAAUUUGAUUUAGACUCUGCUAGGAGGCACUGAAUGUCUAUAACUUAUAUUUUGGAGGGUUUUUUUGUGUUUUUUUUUUUUGAUUGCCCUUUUUGUUCCUCGAGUCACACUGUAAACUAGCUCAUCUCAGUGGUGUAUUCAGUAUCCUGAGGUUUUUAUCAACCUUCCCUGUACGGUCCAGUUUUCCUGUAUUUGAAACAGCCAAGACCGUGAACUUGGCUGUGCUGUUUGGAGACCAGGAGAGGUAUUGGAGUCACAGGUCUCACAGACGUGGGAUUUGGUGGAAGCCACAGAGAAACAUGUGGCUUAGGAGUGCUGACUGUAAGUGGAAGACCGCCCUCCUGGCUCGCUGCGUCUGGUACUGCGAAUGUCUGAUUUCUGUACCCAGAGUGCAUUACACUACUUGCCGCAUCACUGACCCUUCCGGCUCAGCAGGGAAUCCUGAGUUGAUCCAUGUUCACAUCCAUCACACCUCAGACCCAUGACCUCCUAUUCCUCCCCAGGACCCCGGAGAUUCCAGGGGUUCCACUGCCCAUGGCCCUGGGGGUCCCCCACAUGAGCCUCAGCCCUCCUUCUAGGACGGUAGUUGAGCACGGUGCCUUGCGGGCCCAAUGACGGAUGUUUGAGGGUGGAAUGGCAUUAGGCCACAUUCAACUCAAUGCUGUGAAAGAUGGUUUUAGGCUUUUCUUCCUCUGUGAGCGGUUUAGGUUCCACACACUUAGCCUAAAUGCCAAGAGGGUGACCCUUUCCCCUCUCAAGAGGUGGUUUUGUCUGAAUCAGUGCUCAGCGUCCCACCCCACCUCUCAGUGAAUAUAUACUGGUGGUCCAGUAUCCCCUCGGUGCCCACCAUCGCGGGGGGAGCCAUUUGCAAAGGCACAUUCUACCAUCCUGGGGGGCUGACCAAGUCCACCACAUCCCUCCUUAGUAAUAAAACAUUGUUCAACUGCGAGAUACCUCGAUUUCAAAAAGCACUGUACAACAGCCCUCUCCCUACUCCCCGGUCCAUGGCAGUAACGUUGGGGAAGUUAAGUUCAUUAAAAAACUCAAGGCUUAGGAUCAUGGACCAGAACACUGUCCCAGGUGCCAAGCCUGCUCAAUUUGCCUCAUGAGAACUAACCCUCCGCAUCUUGGACACACUGAAAUGUAUCCCAGAGGGUCGUUUCCACGUUCACUGCAGCAAGCCAUGGUCUCAGGAACCACCAUGCCAUUUCCUCUCUCAGAGAAGUUCUGGGCAUUUACUCUAAACAUUUCCAAGGGGUGUUACACCAUCGGAAGAGCCUCUUAUCUGCACUGGACAGUCACCUCGUGUCACGUUCUAUAGUAUAUGGGAGCAUUGACAGGCUAUUUGAUGAGACUUUGGGAGAUCUUCCAGAAGGUGGCUACAGUCUUGCUGAUGGGGGAGAUGCCUACAACCAAAGGCCUCCAACCUUGCUGCCGGGGAGACCUGGCACUCUGAGCCACACAGGAGGGUGGAAGCUGCCUGUGUUGUGUAGCUGGUGGGAGUCAAGCCUCAGAGCCCAUCCUCUCUCUCCUUUUGAGCGGGGAGCUCUGCUGGUCUUGCCUCAUUUUAGGGGCCACUCCGCAAAUCGGCAUUUCACUGUCUUGCAAAGCCAGGACCAAGCCCAAGUAUCAGCAUCCUUCUUGGAACUCGGGGAUGUCUGCCCUCCAGCAUGAAAUUUUGAGGAAGUCUUAUAAAAUCCAGGUAUCCAGUUACACAUGUCACCUCCUGUUCUGUUCCUCCUUUCCACCUCAGUUCGAUCCUUAGGGCUUGGCUUGCUCUGCAGAGAAGGUGUGAGUGCCGCAAGGUUUCUGAAGGCUGUUCCUGUGACUGCCUCGUCCAGAUAACGGGCACAAGGUCGCAGGUAGUCAUUUCUCUCUUCCAGUCUUUCGUCCUUCAGACACUCUUGUUGCCAGUAGGAAGGGCUGUACCAAGGUGUCCCCACUCCGUCUGCUUUCUCACGCAGGCAGCUCGCCUACUGCAGAUCCCCUUGCAGUGAACAGCUUAAUAAAACCCAAAGAUCUCACAGGCCCAGCCACUGGUCCCUCGUCUCCAGCAAUAUCCACCCUAUCCAAAUUCUAGCUCAGCCAAAGGAUUGAGGUCGGCUCUUCCAGCUCAUCUCCUGGCGCCUGCCCUGACAUGGACCUUCAGAAAGGUCUGUCUUCUGCCUCCAAGUUCUGUGGCCACUGACCACUGUGGGACUCUACAGCUCAAGGCAGAGUCUGCCUUGCUGACUUGGACACAGUUUGCCAGAAGUGUGUGAUUCCCAGGACAGAAGGGGCCUUGCUGCUGGCAUGCACGGACCCCAGCGAGGAUGCGGAGAAAACACACAUCCACUCUGCAGGGUUUCCCGCCGCCUCUGAGGCCAGUCAGCUUCGCCACCAAAGCCCAAGCCAAGGACCAUAGCCUCAUGGGCGGUGCCACAGGUGUGGAGUAGCCGAGGGGUCUCUGCUUCACCAAGAGCAGGCGUGCCAUCCCAGUUGUCAUGAAUGGAUGCCUGGACUUGUGCCAACAUGGUUCUUCCCUCUGCCCAGGUCCACCAGCCAGGCCUCCCUCCAGAUGGUAGCUAGAAACCAGGAAACAGAGGGGCCGUCAGAUGAAGCUCCUUGUGGCUACUCUUCAUUUCAGGGUUCACGGCAUAGAAAACCACCUCCUGUGUCUGUGAGCGAGGACACUGCCAUCACCCAGCCUGGCAGCUUCAUGGUUGGCAUCCAGGCUUUGGCUCUUGGCUGGGAAAAGGGUGCUGAGGUUUCCUGGUGAGGAGAGAGCAGUCCAGUGACGCAGUUGAGAAGCUAUACAUCUCCCGAUUUCUGGGAAGGACUCUCUCGGAUGUCAGCUCUGUAGGCUGGUGAGCCUCCUAUCCUUCAGCUUGCUCUUUUCUCUCCUGCACUUUCAAGAAGCACCAGAGAAAAACUCUGCAAGGCAUGUUUUCCACCAUGAAGCUGACCCUCUGCCCUUAGGGGUCACCCAGGCUUGUGCUUGAACUUGGACUAAACUCCCUGGAAAGUGGGCACCUGAAGAGCUGUCGGGGAUGCCGCAGGCACUCUGGGAGGCCACAGCUUCACAGGGAAGGUUUGGAACGAACUUGGGAUGCUGACAAGAGAAGGGAGGUCCUGUGAGGAAUGACCCAGAAGGGGACAGUACUGGGAUGUUGCCAUGACGACGGGUGUGCUGGCAAAGAUGGAGUGAGGAGCAUCCAGGGCACAGCUGGAAGUCUCCUUCUGCCCCCAUGGAGCUGGGGCAAGUUCAUAGCUCUGCCCUUGCCUGGGGAACAGCGGCAGCACCUCUGUGCCUGGGAUGUACCUAGAGGAGGGCUUCUAGAAAGGCUGCUGGCUUAGAUGAAACCAAGAGGCUAAGGAAGGCUCAGGCUGUCCCCUGGAGACAGUAGGUGGGGAGGGGGGCUCCUGUCUGGGCCCUGCCGGCCCUGCCUCGGCCCCCUCUAUCCAGUCGGGAAGGGGCCUGCCCCCUCGUCACUGUGGCUAAUGUUUGCUAGGCCAGUUAUGGUGAACCAAUGAUACAGUGUUUUCCCUCUUGCGUUUCCCCUCCCAGUUCUCCCUUCUCAGGGUUUUCUGGAGGAUCUUGUUGAGUUGUUGUUUUCCUUCCUCCCUCUUUUGGGUUUGAGGAUCGUAGUCCAUGGAGCCCCCUCGUUCUCUAGAGGGGCCCUGUGGUUCUGUGCAAAGAGGCGCCUGCUCCCGCUUUGAUGAGGGUGAAGGGCAUCGGGUUGCUGUUUGUAUAUUCAUGGCCCCACCGCCGCCACCACCAUGGGCGUUGCUUUAAAGAUUCGACUCCGGUACCGAGAAGGAUGUGCUAGGUCUGCAGUUCGGUGUCUGCAUCAGGACCCACCGGGGGCUUCCCCACCCACACGUCCCACCGGGCACCUUCGUCUCUUUGAACCAAAGUUCCUUUUAGGGGCACAGCCCAGCCUUGUCCGCAACCUCAGGGGCCUGGGAUCCCUGUGGCGCUUCCUGAAGUCCAGGUUGGCAGAGACCAUGGAGUCUGAGGCCAACCGGAAGGGGGGCUACUCCCACAACCCAGGUGCCAGCCAGUCCCCGCCUAGGACCCUUCCCUCUCACCCAAACAGGGUCCCAGACGGGGUAGCCGGGUUCCAAAGCAGUGAGUGAGCUCGUGGACUGGCACAGGGCUGGAACUCGCCAGCCAGGAGACAGAGGGCCCCACAGGGCUGGAACCUCCCAGACCCACUGGGCAGUAUGUCCAGGGCCAUUCAGACUCCAAGCAUCAGGAGGUCAUUUUGUACAACCACCUGAAGCAGAGAGAUUUUUUAAAGAGCAUAAAUUAUUUUCGGUUGUUCUCUGAUGACCCUACCUUCCUCCCCCCCAUAACUUCAUGUCAGUGAUUCUUUCACAUCAGGUAAAUCUUAUGAAAGCCUUGGUGCCCCCUCCCUCCCAGGCCCCACUCAGUAACCACGUGUGCGCACCCCCAUCCUUUCUCAGUAGUUAAAGACGUUCUAGGCAAUACCAUGGGCACAUCUGACUGUGUCUCUCUCUUCGAGUGCAAGAAACUCAAGUCAUCUUAAAAAAAUACAAAAAAAAAAAUUUACAAAAAAAAAGAAACACACAAAAAAAUAUCUUUUUUAGGCCAGAGUUUUCUACAGGUAUUAAUGAAUAUUUUUCUUAAUCCUUAUAAGUUUUAUGUGUUUAAUAUUUCUUAAUACCGGUAGCAUUAAUUUAUACUUUUGUAGCAACACAAUAUUUUUAUAAGCAGCCAGUGCUUGGCUCAAGUCUCCACAAGGGGUUUGUGCAGGGUUUUCUUGGGACCCUGUGUACCAUGUACUGUAUUAAAAAAAAAAAAGUUACCUAGUGUCACCCUUGCUGUGUUAAUUAACAAAAGACGUUGUUUGCAGUCUCCUGUGUCGUCGAUGUGAAUCCAGCAGCUCUACAAGGAGUGACGUUGCAUGGGGGUUGAGUUGAUGGUUCUUGUGAUUUGUAAACCCCCGAGACCAAACUUGAGGGUUUAUUUAGGGUUUUCUGUUUGUCCUCUGGGUUUUCGGUUUCCUUUUGGUUUGGGUACCGUUUCUCCAUUUAUAGCCAAAUCAGUUUUGUGGUGUUUAAAACUUUUACUGAUGUCAAAUGGAGGAAAGGAACAGAAAAAAAAAAAUUUUUUUUACAAAGUAAUAAAAUUUAAAACUGAGCUGUUUAAAUGUUGCUGUUUUUACCUGUCUGUUCUUGUCCGAAAGUGGAACAUUCCCAGGGUGAAGAGGAAGGGUCCACUUGGUUCCUUAAAUCGCCAAAAGCCCCAGCCCAGAAUUCAACACCCCCUACCCUCCUCCCCUGAAUUCUUGCAACAUUAUUUCCCGGUUGGUUGAUGCCAAGGCAAAAAGACAUCCUUUUAAUGGUUAGAGAGAAUCAGUUGCUUAAAUAAAUGAUUUCAUGUCAGUGUUGUAUUUAUGGUUUUACAAUAAAACGACCUUUAGGAAGA